Cercospora beticola is the source of this 2523-nucleotide messenger RNA. Its product is annotated as glycogen-binding domain-containing protein. The record is from RefSeq and is a predicted model, not a curated record. Lineage: Eukaryota; Fungi; Ascomycota; Dothideomycetes; Mycosphaerellales; Mycosphaerellaceae.
UUGGUCAUGUACUGUGCUCGUCUUUGGCGGUCGUUGAAGAAGGAUGGUGUGUAGAGUGUGGAGGUUUGCAGGUCUAAGUUAGCGCCACAUGGAACGGGCCUUCUGCACGUUGAUCCUUGUCGACCUCACAACUCCCAUGCAAACUGCUCGCUCACCUUGGCCGUUCCAACGCCACGGAUGGGGUCAUCGCAGCGUCACGGGCAACGUUAUCGCCGUGCCUGGGCGUGUGGUUUGACACGAUCUGCGAUGCCAUACCACCCCAUUCCAUCCGAGCCUCGCGGGCGUCGCACCGGCGAGUGCAUGCGCUGUGCCUGCCGCCGAGCUCCGUCGCAGCAGGAGCAGGAGCAGGAUGAAGAGGAGGAGGAGGAGAAGGAGGAGUGUCGUGCAUGGCAGGACUGCAGUGCGCUCAACGCAUGGACGGACAAGGAUGGUUGAGGCAACGGCCCAGCUGUGCCAUGGUUUGUGGCAUGCUCGGUUCAUGUAGCGACCGCGCAGGGCUCCAAAGCAAGUCUGUGGUUCAGCACGGCAGUGGUACGGUGACAGACAUGCAUUCCACCUCCAUCAUCGCCAUCGAUAGCUCUUUGCUCAUCUUCACAUCACCCUCCACGCAGGCAGGUCCUCAAUAGUACUUACUCCGCCCAAGCACUCGCCCGCCGACGCCUUCCCUGUCGAGGCCGCGCGAGAACUCGCGUGACAAACAGACCACAGGUACGCCAUUGAUUGUUCUCAAGUCACGGUCACGGUCAAGCAAUUCCUCAGCCCACCCCCGCGAGCACACGACACUUGCCUGCUACACCUGCGCCGCGAGUUGUGCCAGAGCAGUCCUGCGAUUCCAAUCGAGGAAGCUCUUUCCAUCAUCCUCAGCUUUCACCACAACACAUUCUCCCUCGGACAGCUUCAUCACCAGCAGCGACCUACAACUAACAUGACCUCGAAGCAAUCGGAUAACCCCACCACUUCCCCACAAUCUUCUAUCGAUGCCAUUGUCCAGGCACCCGUAGCCAAAGUUGUCGAAGCACUCCGCCCUCUCGUCAGUCUUCGCCCGUCUUGGAUUGGUCCCAAAGCUCCUGCUCGACCUGUCACCCCAGGCGCCGUCGCCAUGACCAUUCCCAUCACCAUCGAAUACACAUCGCCAGGUCUUCAGCCGCCUGUCUAUAUCGCAACGUCCCUCAGUGACCCACAAUGGGAGCCAAUCGAGAUGGAAGGCACCAAGAACGACGGCGGCGAGUACAAGUUUUCCAAAACGUUCAAUGUGCAGGAGGGCGAAUAUCAGUACAAGCUGCGUCUCGGUCCAGGAGACUGGUGGGUUUGUGACGAACAUGAGCCACAGGUCGACGAUGGCAGGGGUAACAAGAACAACCUGGUCACUGUGAAGCCUGGCCAGCCUCAACACGAUCGAACGGACUCGGUACAUGACCACGGCGUGCCAUUGAUGCCGCACGAGAGUGGCAACCAGCCUCCACCUGUUUCGCCAUUGCUACAAUCGGAACGCAAUGCCCCUCCUGCCACUCCAGGUGUGGAGCAUCAAGCGCCCUUCUUUGCACACGAAACGCUGGCACCAGCCAAGUCGGCCGAAAAACAUGACGAGGAACCCGAGCAUGAGCAACACAGCCCACUCCUUCCUCACGAGUCUGCCAGUCCUCUGCACGAGGCGGUAUCACCUUUGUUCCAUCACGAGAGCACAGCCAUCGAUGACCAAAAGCACGAAGAUCACCCGGACAAGUCGCCUUUGCUGGGCCGUAGAAAGCACAGCGGAGACUCGAUACCACAGGAAGCGGAUCCCAACGAACCCGGACUUGAGCAUUUCCCAACGGAUCAUAGGGGCAUCCUUGAUUCUAUUGCUCGCACCAAGAAGUCGUUGGCCGAAGAUCAAACGCACGAUCACUCGCCCUCUCCUUCCCCUCCUGCAAAGGCUGUGAAAGCGUCUCCCAGCCCGCCUAGCUUGGCAGAGGACGCCAAGGAAGAGGAGCUGGCAGAUGCGAAGAAGAAGCCUCAGGUCGCAAUCGCAGAAGGAGAUAACCGACCCGCAGCUCCUAUCACACCACCGAUGACACCCACGAAAGAAAAGCAGGCCGAUCCGAUCAUCGAGCGCAUCCAAGAGAAGGCUCAGACAAUCAAGGAGACAGUGCAGGCAGCGGCAGGACAGGCUGCCGAGAAAGUUGACAAGACGAACUACUCCGCAAUCCUCACUGGAUCGAUGUUCGCGUUCGCAGUCGCUCUCACCGCAGUCGGGCUUUGGUUUUUCUCGGAAGGCGGCAAGCCUCUCGACAUCAUCGACUCAUAAACAUUGGCAAGAGGGGCGAUCAUACAAUAACACGGCAGCACAACCACUCCUAUUCCAUCGAGCAUUGACCCGUAGUGCUUGAUUGAUUGGGCUGGUAAAAUGAAUGAUUAACGAUGAUGGCGUGACGAGACAUGAAAAUGUGGAAUGACCAAUUGGGCAUGGGCAGGUCCUAGUAUUGAGCACGGAGUACGCAUUGUAUUGGAGUAGGCUGUAGCGUACAAUUCUACACUUCUUCUGCG